UUUAGGAUUUAGUUUUUUCCUGAAGACUUAAAAAUUUUUUUUUUGUAAUUACUACUAUUUUUAUUUUUUAUCUUUUUAUUUUGAAAACAUAAUAUAACUUGACAAUAUUUUGUUUCCUUUUAUAAAAGAUAUCAAAUUUGAAAUAACAUAAUCCUAUUGGUUGGUGAACCUAGAGGGUGAACCCAAGAAUAAGUCUUCUUUCUACCAUCGUUCACUUCAUUUUGUUCAAGUGGCAUAGUGAAAUCUUCGUCAAAAUUUAAAAAUCACAAUAUAAAAAUGAAAAAGGAAAACCUAACUUUUUUUGUCAGCACCUAACUUCUUAAUUGGAAACUUAGAAUAUAAAACAUAAUCUAAAAACUAAAAAAAAAUUAUUUAUUGGUUCAACCGGUGGUUCAACCGGUAUCGGGUUCCGGAUUUUAGUGAGUUUUUGUGAGUUUUUGCGGGUUUCUAAAUAUUGGGUUUUUCACAAAACUCAAACCGAAUUUUUUCUAGGUCACCGGGUUUACCGGUUCAACCGCGGGUCCGGGUCGGGUUUCAAAACACUGCUGUAAACUGUUACCUUUGUUUCUAUAUUUAUGAUGGAAAUAUAAUUACCAAAGGAAUUUUUUACUCUUUAAGACACUUUUUGUCUUUCAAAUUACACAAUAGGUCACCUGCUGGUGGAGGCACACUUUCUCUUUGUGCAAUGUCCUAUAUGUCCUCAAUCUAACUACGCUCUCUCCUAACCACAACCCUUCUUAACUAAGCUGUCACUUUCCCUUCUUUAAAAAAAAAAAACAAUUGAUCAGUUUCUUAUUUUUUAGUUUUCAAAAACCAACGGGUAAACGACAUAUUUCCACACCAGAAGUAUCAUAUAGUAACAGUUACACACGAUCUUUCAACCUCGUCUUAAUUGCAUGCAUGAAAACUUAUCAAACUGAUUUCCCCCCGAUUUGAAAGAUCGAAACCCGAAUCCACAUAAAACAUUUCGUCGGAACCAAAACCUACACCUAGCCGAUUUAAAUUGAUUUACUAUUUAUCUAUUUGUAAUCUAAUCAAUAGAUAACCUAACUAAACCAAAAAUGACCCAAUUAAAAGUGCUAAACCAAAAAAUAUAUAACCUGAUCUACUAACCGAGGUUUACCCAGAAAACUGAAGUCACAUAAUGUUGAGGAAGAAGAAGAAGAAUUCGAACAACAGCAAAAGAAAAAGAAAACCCAGAAAAAAAUUUUGAGCUUUUUGUUUCCCCCAAAUCAUUCUUCUAUUUUAUUGGAAAGACAAAAAUUAUGUAUGUGGCUGUGAAUCUCGUCUUCCUCCUUUUGAACAAUAUGAAAUCUGCAAAGCUCUACACAUUGUCUGAUGCCAUUGUUGAAUCUGACGAAUACCCUUCACUUUCUUUCCUUAGAGAUUGCUUGUUCUAACAGAGCUAGAGGUCCUCGUAGCCUCUUUUGUGUGUGUGUGUAAAUAUUGGGAGGUUCUCGUGGACAAAGAGACGCCAAGGGAGAAGACGCCAUCGUCGUUCGGAAGCCUCUCGGAUCAUCAAUUUUAAAAUGGCUUACUCUAUUCUCUCAAUUUUAAAAUGGCUUACUCUGUUCUCUAAACGAGGUUACUUGAGGAUUUGUCUUACGAUCAAACGCCUUUUAUGAAAGAUGGAUGUGAGAGGGUGAAAGCGCGUGGAGCUAGAGUUAUGAGUGUUCUUUGUUGUUGCAAGCGAUGGGAUUAUCGAGUUUCUUCCAAGCCAAGCUGUUGUUGGUAUAGUAAUUUAUGAAGAAAACAUAAAAAUUUGGAAAAUCUUUCAUGUGUUUUCAACUAUUGUAUGUGUUCUGUUUGUUUGCAGGUGGGGAGAUACACAGAUCCGCGAGAUGGCUUCAAAACCGGGUGAACAAAGUCGGAUCUCUCUGGUCGAAUUGUAUUUUGUCUUUUGGUUUGAUUUACCUGUUACAAACCAAUAAAUCAAUGAAUAACCGAAGCUAUGUGGAUUCGGGUUUGGAUCAUUUGAAUCAGGGGGAAAUAGGUUUGAUAAGUUUUCAUAUGUGCAAUUGAGACGAGGUUGAAAGAUCGUGUGUAACAGUUACUAUAUGAUACUUCUGGUGUAGAAAUAGGUCGUUUACCCAAAACCAACCUAUAUUCUCUCUCCAACUUUACUUUUUCAGAUUCAGAUUUACUUUUUCUAAUUUGACGGUCCCUUCGUUUACUAACCCUAAUUCUGUGAACCCUCUUCUUCUUCAUCUUCAAUUUCUCCAUAGAACACCAUGAAACCAGAGGUCCGCCGCGAGUUUGAUUGUGUAAUCUCAUCUACACGACUUGGGAACUCUCGAGAAUCCUCCACCGAAAUUUAUAUGUACGACAGUCUGGCUCUGUGGUUCUCCUCUGGACGAAUCUCUUUAUUGUGAUGUGUCUUGAUUGGAUUCAGCUUAGUUCCUACUGAUGAAACCAAUCUCCAUAGCAAAGGUAAACAUUAAUCUGAUAUACGGCGCGUAAUUAUCGAAGUUCUCUCCUCAAAUACACUCCCAAAUUGAUUUGUUUUGUUUUGUUUUGUUUUGGAAAUUCCGUUCAAUAACACAAACCAUAAACGAAAAGUUUGAGAUGAAAUCAUGAGGAAGUUGAGAAGUGGGGAGGUAAUCAAGAAGGAUUUGAGAUUUCGAGACAAACGAAAGGUGGACUGAGUUCGUUGAUUGUCUCUGUUUCUCGAAAUCGAGGUAAGAUUCUUUUUUUGUUUUCUUCACUCGUGAUUUUUUGUUCUGAGAAAUUGAUGUUCUGAAAAAUUGAGGAAAACGGGUUUGAGUUUAGUUUGUUUGAUGUGUUGUGUGCAUUUUCUCCAUGAAAAUAUGAACUAUCUUUUGGUUGAUAUCAUUGUACUGUAUUGUUUGGUAUUGAAACAUGUGUGGUUGAUUUCUUUGUUUUUGUUUUGUCUAAUUUGAUGUUCGGUUGUUGUUUCGUCUUUGUAUAUGUCAUCGUCUUUGUGUUUCUAUGUCACUGUAUUUUACUGUGUUUGUGUGUUUUGUGUUUCGUUUGUGGUAUCAUGUAUGUGUGGUGUGGCAAAGAAACUGCAGACAGUGUCACCUACCAACAAUGUUACCAAUCGUAUAACUUCUGAAAGUUUUUGUUGGCUACAUGACAGGAUCCUUGAGGAGAGUCUAAGAGGUCAUAAAGCUCGAGAGUUGAUGCUGACACCUAGUGGUGUUUGUCCUUCAUAUUUUGUCCUUUAGUUUGGUUUGAGUCGUUGCCUCAAGACCUUUGUUCUUUCUCUUAAGUAAUGAAAACGUUUUCGUCUACAAAUUUUUAUCAACAGAUUCCAUCCAUGUCCACAAAUUUAAUCCAUGUCCAUGUCCACAGAUUUAGUCACGUCUCUCUGUCCACAACAAUAAAUUAUUAUGUUUACAAUUUUUGAAUUCUUCGUUCUAUACAACAAAUUAUAUAUCCUACAUUUAUCAUAUUUAUUGAGAUCUUUGUCCACCAUUCUUUAUCCACAAAUUUAUUUUUUAUGAUCGAGAACGUCUGCUUUUAAAAAAUUUAGGUUCAUGUCCAUGUCCACACAUUUUUAUAUAAAUGUUUAUAUAUCCAUGUCCACACAUUUUUAUAUAAAUGUUUAUAUAUAUAUAUGAAAUGGAUGUUGAAAGAUAAAGAAUCUUAUGUAUAAUUUAUUAUGUUAAUUAUAUUUAUUUUAUAUAUUUUAAUUUUUGAGAUAAGAGUAAAAGAAAACAAAAGUGAAAUAAAAGAAACAACGAUAGCAUAAAAUAAAAAAUAAAAUGGUGGACAAUUUCUUAUAUACACGUACUUUAGUACAUCUGUAAGUUACUUUUUCUAACUAGAUAACAAAUUAACUUUUCAGAUGCUUAGCUAAAACAAUUAUAUCACUCUUUUCCAUCGUGGAGCAAAGGGCAUAUGAGUCAAAAAGAUGUCUCGUACACCAUAAAAGUAUGCUUCCAGCACAUUAUGUGUUAAAGUGUCAAAAAAGAGAAAAAUGUAUCCCAUAGAGAAAUCAACUCUUACCGAAGCGUAAAAGAAAAACAUUUCCCGUCUUCUGCUACGUCGUGUCAUGAAAGAUUCUUGGGUUCACUGAGAAAGGAAUAAACCCUAUGAACAGUGGCUUCCUCUCUUCUUCUCCAACUUGCUGCUUCCUCCAUGGCUAAUUCAGUUUCUUAGAAGCUCGAGUCAAGUUUGAGGAGACCCCAUGAUGGAUUCUGAUAUUCAAAUUAGUUCAGGUAGUAGUAGUAGCAGCAGCAGCAACUGCAGUGGUAGUGGUAGUGAUGACGAGCUCAUUGGGAAAGAAACUAGUGGGAGCAGUAGUUUUACUUCCUCUGCGGGUAAUAGUCAAGAUAGUGCUGGAUGUACGAAUCAUGCUUCUCCUAGUGGGAAUGGGGUUAGGAUACUCCCUCCUUCUUCUAUGACACAUGGAACAUCUGCUUCUCCUUUACAUGGUCCAAGCGAUCCAGUGGACAUGACUGGAAAUGAAAUUGGGGAAGACAAGAAUUCUGAGAGGCUGAUCUAUCAGGAUGCACUACAGAAUUUGAAUCAACCCAGGACAGAAGUUGAUCUACCUCCUGGUACUCUUUCAGUUCCUCUUAUGAGACAUCAGAAAAUUGCAUUGGCAUGGAUGUUACGAAAGGAAACAACUUGUUUAGACUGUUCAGGAGGGAUAUUAGCAGCUGAUCAGGGACUUGGUAAGACAGUCUCGAUGAUUGCUCUUAUCCUGAAGCAAAAGUAUGAGUCGCAAUUAAAGUCUGAGAUCACAAGCAAGCAAGAAUCUGAAAUACUGGACCUGGAUGCUGAUGAUGAUGAGUCAGAAAAUGCAAAGCAUGAUGAAAGUGGAAGUCAUGCAAGACCACCAGAGCUCAAGGUUUCAAGCGAUAGUGAGACCAUAGUUCUUCUGAGUGAUGAUGAGAAUGGUAGUUCAGAUAUGGAGAAUGCAAAAGAUGAAGAAGCACGGGAACUUAAUAGCAACAAGAGACCAGCUGCUGGUACAUUAGUUGUUUGUCCCGCGAGUGUUGUAACGCAGUGGGUAAGAGAACUUGAUGAGAAGGUCUCUGAUGAAUCCAAACUCUCUGUUUUAGUCUACCAUGGUGGUAAUAGGACCAAAGAUCCUAGUGUAUUAGCAAAAUAUGAUGUGGUUAUCACAACUUAUGCCAUUGUUACCAAUGAAGUUCCCAAACAGUUCUUGUUGGAUGAGGAUGAGGAUGAGAACGAUGACAGUCACAGCUUCUCCAACAGUAAAAAACGUAAAGUUUCUGUGAGUGCUAGUAAGAAUAGAGGUUCUUUUGGCGGUACACUAUCAAGAGUUGGGUGGCUCAGAGUAGUACUUGAUGAAGCUCAGACAAUUAAGAAUCAUAGAAUACAAGUGGCAAGAGCAUGUCGCAUUCUUCGAGCCAAAAGGAGGUGGUGUUUGUCUGGAGCGCCGAUACAAAACACAGUUGAUGAUUUAUAUAGCUAUUUCAGAGCACAUGAAGGUGAAGAGCCACCUAGCCAGGAACCAAUAAAGACGCUAGUGUUCUCUCAGUGGAAUGGUAUGCUUGACUUGGUUGAGCUGUGUUUUGUCGAAAAUGGCAUAGAGUUCAGAAGAUUAGAUGGUACAAUGAGUCUAGCAGCAAGAGACAGGGCUGUAAAAGAAUUCAGCAAUGAUCCUGAUGUAGAGGUGAUGCUGAUGUCGCUAAAAGCUGGAAACCUAGGUCUGAAUAUGGUAGCUGCAAGUCAUGUUGUUUCUUCAGGAGGAGAAAAGGAGAAUGGUUGCAUCGGCUUAUGGUGAAGAUCAUGGUGGAAGCUCUGCGACUCGACUGACUGUUGAUGAUCUCAUGUAUCUUUUUAUGGUGUAGACCACUGAAUUGUAUGCUCUACCCGUAGCCUACAUAUUAGUAAUGGAGAUUGUGGCUAACGUUUCUUGAUCAAGAAGAAACCUCUUUUGUAAUUGAAUUUCUAUACUAUGGGUCUCCUAGGACUUCGUGUUUUGUUUUUGUGAGGCUUGAAACCAGUCUAGGUCUUUUGUGUUGCGAAGUUGCAUCUAUUUGAAGCAUGAAAUAUGUAAAUCUAAGAAUCUAUUGCUGGAAAAUUGAUACCUUUGGCAGCUGAUCCUUUUUUAUUGGCUCUGUUAUAUAUACCCCUGUUCUUUUGUCAACCGCGGCGGCAGCGACGAGAAAAACAACAAGCAAAAUGGAAAAAACGGAGUUAUCAAGUAUCGCUUGAUUAAGACGCGAGAGACAUAUUACACACAAAAAGAUGACGCUGAAAAUAAUGGUGUCUAUUAGAGAAGCCUUGGAUAGCACCUGCGAUCGUUUCUGGCGGAUGUUUCUAUUUCUUCCAUGAUUAUUUUGUUCUCUGUUAGCGUUCUCCAUUGAUGCACCCGACUGGUGGACACAUGGCGAAGGAGCUAAUCCUAUGAUGUUCACUAAGAAGUUGAUGUUUUUACGUGGCGAAGUUAUCCUGUGGUCUUCAUUAAAAAGUUAUUUAAACCAAAAUUUACGCUAUGCUCUACCGGAUUGAUUAUGGACAUGAAGAGAAUCCACAAGGGAUCCGGAAACCUAAUAAUCAUUUUCUGGUUAUACAUAUAUAUUGAUCUCAUAACUUCUCUGGGAAGCGGAUGGAGGCCGGUGAUGCGUCCCGGUCGGAUGCGGAACGGAGCAAUCCGGUCCGCCGAUCGAUUCGGGUCGUGGGCCGACACGAGGCGGUCUGCUCUCGCCACGUUAGCAGCUCAAGCAGCCCGCCAACCGUCGACGGGUUCCUUCCAACACUAUUCAAUUGUUUUAGUUUUUGGAACUGUUUUUUUUUUGCUGCAGAGAUUUAGAUUCGAGAGAGACAUGUUAGAAGGAAGUUGGUACAAGACCAUCCAAGGUUGGCAAGUUUUCUCUAUAUAAGGUUUGGUUUGGUGAUUUAUUUAUUUAUUUCUGAGUUCGAUGUCAGGUGUAUCAUUUACCAUAGAUGCACCAAGUCAGAUGGUAUAUAUGUGUGGGAACAUUGAAGAAGGUUUGCUCAUGAAGAUGUUAACGAAGACGGGCAUUCAAAUAUUGGGAGUGGACUAUGGAAAUUUGAAGCCACCUCCCAAGAAAGUUGAGCCUCAAAUAUCAGAUGGAACCAAGACACAACCCAAGAAAGACACAGCGCCUCCUCAAAACACAAAGCCAAAAACAAGAAACAAGGAAAUAAUUUUUUUUUAUAAAUAAAACUCACUUUUAUUCCAAAGUUAAAAAACAUUAACUUGGUCCAGCUGUGUUUUAUCGAAAAUGGCAUAGAAUUCAGAAGAUUAGAUGGCAGCAAGAGACAGGACUGCCAAAGAAUUAAGCAAUGUUCCAGAUGUAAGUGAUAUGAAUAUCUUAGAUAUCUUUUCAUGAUCUUGAAGCUCUCUUAACAGUGAAAAGUCUGUUAACAGGUAGAAGUGAUGUCGAUAUAUUCACAAAUUUGAAUAUAUCGACUCAAAUGUAUUAGCUUACCCAAUACCAAUAAAAUACGAAUGAUAAAUAAAUGCCCUCAUAGAGAAGUGUGAUAGUAAGAAGCUAUAAAUGGCCUCAAGAACAAUGUCCUAUAAACUAGUAUAACAAUGAUCAUCGAUACAGUAAAUGAAUAACUUGGGUCUAUCAGGGAAGAUUCAGAAGCUAAACAUGUAUAACAUCAAAUGCACAUAAAAUUAAUCAGAUCAAGUGUUGGAUUAGAUUUAUUGCUUCAUCAUUAUCACCACCGCCUAAAUCAAUUCACGAUUAACUUGAUUUAAAAUCAACGAAUUUUAAAAUAAAACUUUGCAAAUUCAUUUAUGGGUGGGGGGUAAGAAGAUGACUCAGUGGUGGCUAGUAAUAUUAGGUUCGAUUCUGCCAGCAAAUUACUUCAGCUGAACUCAGAAGAGGGAGCGUUAUAUCCUCAUCGUCAUCUCCCCACCACCAAAACAAUUUCAGAAUUCAAUCGAAUUUUCAAAGGAAAAAAUUAAAUUAAAAAAAAACAGAGAGAAGGCUCAGUUCAGCGGGAUUAUCGACACAGAAACGAAUCUCCGGUAAAGGAAGAAACACCUCAUUCCGGUCUGUUGAGCUUGAUAUUUUCCGAGUCGUCACUGCCUUCUCUAUUUUAAUUGAGAGAUCAUCGAAAACAAAUAUGAAACAAUAACAACAAAAAAAAACAACGAUAGAA
Molecule: messenger RNA, 8082 nt
Organism: Brassica rapa (field mustard)
Lineage: Eukaryota; Viridiplantae; Streptophyta; Magnoliopsida; Brassicales; Brassicaceae
Product: helicase-like transcription factor CHR27
Biological process (GO): DNA repair
Cellular component (GO): nucleus
Molecular function (GO): ATP-dependent activity, acting on DNA; ATP binding
Source: RefSeq, a predicted model, not a curated record